Molecule: messenger RNA, 4847 nt
Organism: Thunnus maccoyii (southern bluefin tuna)
Lineage: Eukaryota; Metazoa; Chordata; Actinopteri; Scombriformes; Scombridae
Product: calcium/calmodulin-dependent protein kinase type II subunit gamma
Exons: 23
Coding region: 217-2076 (619 amino acids)
Biological process (GO): protein phosphorylation
Cellular component (GO): neuron projection; cytoplasm
Molecular function (GO): calmodulin binding; calcium/calmodulin-dependent protein kinase activity; ATP binding
Source: RefSeq, a predicted model, not a curated record
ACACACACACACACACACAACCAUCAUCAUCAGUCCUCCUCCUCCUCCUCUCCCCAGCCCCUCCCUUUCCGUCCCUGCUCGGCUCUCUCCUCUUCAGCCUUGCCUGCUUGCCUGUCAGAUAGGUACUCCAGUGUGUUGGAGGCUAGGCUACCCUCCUCCCGGACCCCCCUGUACGAGAGCCAGCCGCCGUCGUACCCCGAGGCUCGGGCUCCAACCAUGGCAACCACCGCUACUUCCACCAGGUUCACCGACGAGUACCAGCUGUACGAGGAGCUCGGGAAGGGAGCUUUUUCAGUGGUGCGUAGAUGUGUAAAAAAGUCAUCAGGACAGGAAUAUGCUGCAAAAAUCAUCAACACUAAGAAGCUGUCUGCAAGAGACCAUCAGAAGCUGGAGAGAGAGGCUCGUAUCUGCCGUCUCCUGAAGCAUCCCAACAUAGUGAGACUCCAUGACAGCAUUUCAGAGGAAGGUUUUCAUUACCUAGUCUUUGACCUGGUGACAGGAGGAGAGCUUUUUGAAGAUAUUGUAGCCAGGGAGUACUACAGUGAGGCUGAUGCCAGUCAUUGCAUUAGUCAGAUCUUGGAGAGUGUCAAUCAUAUCCACCAGCAUGAUAUUGUGCACAGAGACCUCAAGCCUGAGAACCUGUUAUUGGCCAGUAAGAUGAAGGGAGCUGCAGUGAAGCUGGCAGACUUUGGCCUUGCUAUUGAAGUGCAGGGAGAACAGCAGGCUUGGUUUGGGUUUGCGGGCACCCCUGGCUAUCUCUCUCCUGAGGUCCUAAGGAAGGACCCCUAUGGCAAGCCUGUGGACAUUUGGGCUUGUGGCGUUAUUCUCUAUAUAUUGUUAGUUGGAUAUCCUCCAUUCUGGGAUGAAGAUCAACACAAACUCUAUCAGCAGAUCAAAGCUGGGGCAUACGAUUUCCCCUCCCCAGAGUGGGACACAGUGACUCCUGAGGCAAAGAACCUGAUUAACCAGAUGUUGACCAUCAACCCAGCUAAGAGAAUCACUGCUGAACAGGCCCUCAAACACCCAUGGGUCUGCCAUCGUUCUACAGUGGCAUCCAUGAUGCACAGACAGGAGACUGUGGAGUGUCUCCGCAAGUUCAAUGCUCGCCGAAAACUCAAGGGAGCCAUUCUCACCACCAUGCUGGUGUCCAGAAACUUCUCAGUGGGCCGGCAGCAUACCAACUCUGCUGCUGCCGCCUCCUCCACGGCCUCACUGGCUCAGGAAGCAUGCAAAAGUUUACUCAACAAGAAGUCAGAUUCCGCUAAGCCUUCUACCAACAACAGUAAGAACAGUAUAGUGAGCGCCAUCAAUGCCCUGAAAGACACCAACAUGGCAACCAACGCCCAGAUGGAAUCUCAGAGCACAGUGGUGCACAACCCUCCCGAUGGAGUCAAGGGAUCAACGGAGAGCAACGCCACCAAUGACGAGGAGGAAAUGAAAGGUAGGAAAGCGGACAGUUCAGCGCUGAGUCAGAGCAGCGCCACAGAGGAGAUGCCCCCACUUCUGCCCUCACCUCAAAGUUCACCUGCCAUUCCACCGCAUGACGUAAAGCGCAUGGCAUGGAACAGCACAGGCAACAGCUCCUGCCCCGACUCUGAGCUCUCACAGUCCUCCAUGCCUGCCGCUCCACUAGGGAGCAACACUGUCGCUGCUAAAAGCAACACUAAGCAGACUCGUAAACAGGAGAUCAUCAAGAUAACAGAGCAACUGAUUGAAGCAAUCAACAACGGAGAUUUCGAUGCCUACACGAGGAUUUGUGAUCCUGGACUCACCUCUUUUGAACCAGAGGCCCUGGGGAACCUGGUGGAGGGAAUGGACUUUCACAAGUUCUACUUUGAAAACUUGCUGAGUAAGAACAGCAAGCCAGUGCACACCACCCUGCUCAACCCACACGUGCACCUGAUCGGCGAGGAUGCGGCGUGCAUCGCCUACAUCCGACUCACACAGUUUGUGGACUCCACGGGCCGCCCUCGUUCCAGCCAGUCAGAGGAGACCAGGGUGUGGCAUCGUCGCGAUGGAAAGUGGCUCAAUGUUCACUUCCACUGCUCAGGAGCUCCUGCUGCACCACUACAGUGAUCAGUGGUCCUGAGCCUCCAGUCUACUGGAGUGUGUGUUUUGGGGGGCAGUUUUUUUCAGCGAGCGUGUUUAAGAGGCACGUCCUCUGCGUGGAUUGGCUAGUGCCAGGAGCCCGGACGGGCGAGAUCGCAUCCCUCUCCACGUUACCAACCAAUCCUGUCCCUCCUUUGACCUGCUGGGGGCCGGCUGAACACAAGACACCGCCCCCAUGGGAUGAUGCAUGCAUCUGGCGCCUGAUUGGAGGGCGCGUCUUUGCCCUCUAUCCCUCCCCUGGCAGCCAUCUUUUUUCUGCCCGCGCAAGAUGAGACGUCCUGGGGGAGGAGAGGAUUUACAGUUGAACUUGUGACAGUUUAUGAGUAUGAGUUAUGAAUAUACUGUGUAAAUUAUGACUAGAUGUACCAGAAACCACCAAAACCCAACCAAGCAUUUAUAUUCACUAUCUAAUAAGGGAGGAACAGAGAGGAGUGUGAAGUUAGCAGCUGAGAUUUUGGACACAUUUUGGCAUUCUAGGGAUUACCGGGUAGAAAGUGUUGUGCUUGUUACCCGGACGUUGAUGUAAAAGAUGUAGGGAGAUUUUUCCCAAUCAGCGUUCUAGAGGGGGAAAAAAAAAAAAAAAAAAAAUCAAGUGGGCUCAGUCAGAGAACUUGAUGACGAGAGAAACCUGAUAUCAAAAACAUGAAGCACCAAAGUGUAGAACUUUAGGCUUUUUAUGUGUUUAUGUGUUUUUGUUUGUGUGCUUGUUUUCCAAGAGAAUGGAAAAUGGUGUUGUUUGGGGUGGGUGGGGAGGGGAGGGGAGGGGAGGGGGGGCCUGAUUUGAAGUUAUGCGUUUUUGUUGUGUUUUUAGCGUCCUGUUCCGUUUGCGUUCCUGUGAAUAACCGGAGCCUCUUUUUUUUUUUGGUCUUUUUUUUUUUUUUUUUUUUUUUUUUUUUUUUUGUCGUCUGACUGAUCCUAUAUUUGAGGCUCCUUUUUAAAGCAGCUGAGUUUUUAAAAAGAGGGAUUUUAUUGUGCAAGUUUAAAGCUAUCUGCGCGUGUAACAUGUUCUGUUUGUGUCUGUAUGCAGUGGAGGGAGUGAGCGAGCCGGGAAAAGGCGUCUGCGUUUUGCAUGUUUGCCUGCCGCCUCUCCCUCAUUUGUCCUUCCCCUCCUCCCGUCCCCUUUUUCUCUCUUUAACCAUUCCCUUUUAAAAACCUACCUUCCCCUCUCCUUUUCUCUGCUUUCUGCAAGGGUCUGGUUUGUUUAUAAUCACUGUGUAAAUACAGUGUAUGUAUAGAUAUAUGUAGAAAAGUGUAUUAUAUGUACAUGUAUCUAAGAGACACUCAUCCUGUGCACCUGGGCAUGGGAACUAUCUCAUGACCUCUGUGACCCCGAUCUAAUUUAGGAGCAACCUUUUCCAACACCUAUCUCGAUUUGCCUCCUUAAAAUACUUCCUUAAAAAUAUUGGUAGCUCUUGACCUCAAGAAUAUAAAACACGUGAAUACACACUUGUGUCGGCUACCAGCUCUAGUCCCAUGGCCGUAAGACUGUUUUUGGAGACGGGGAAUAAAAAGAAAUAACAGGUUGAAAAUAGUUUGACCCCCCUCCCCUCCCCUCUGCCCAACAACUUUUUAAAUAUGAAGACCUCCAUCAUAGUGUCCUUAAAAAUCCUGAUCCCACAAUGCUGUGAGCCGUCUCUUCAUAUCAUAUGCACACACACACACACACACACACACACACACGCCUGGUGGUGUGUUUAGGCUUUGUAACAUAUCUGCACCACUGCUGUGUGACCACGGCACCACCCUCGCUGUGCUGCUUAAUUGUCUCCAUCCAUCCGCGACAGUCGUAUCUUAAACCCCCCCCAGAUAUCUCUCCCCCCCCCCCCCCCUCCGUGUUCCCCACGAGUCCUUGCUCUUGAGAUGUUUAUUUGUACCUCUCUCUGUUGUUUCUCUGUUCCCGUGUUACUGGUUUAAGUUUUAAUUUGUUGUCGUCGCUGUUGCUGUUAACUUGUCGUUUGGUAAUAUGCCGAUCUGCCAAGCUGGAGUUCUGCACUCUCCCUCGCAACACAGAGAAGAUUAAAAAAAAAAAAGAAUUUUAAAAAAAAAAGGGAAAAGAGGGAGGAAGUAAAGACAACACAAAAUUACAGAUUGAAUGAUCAUGGAUUGAUCAGGACUAAAUUAUUUAUAAAUGUAAUCUACCCUUGGUGGUUUUAAAUCGUGCCUGCUCAGUUGAGAGGAGUUUCGAAAGCCAGAGAGAGAGAGAGAGAAUGAUUUGGUGUGGGUGUGCAGGUUUCUGUGACCUACACUGUCGAACCAGAGCGGGAGACCUAGUUAUAUGCAUGUUUCAGUUACGCAUUUCUACCAUGUACCUACCUGAAUAAGGAUGGAGCUAGUGUUAAUAUAUGAUAUUUGCAUCUUUUGAAAUAAAAAUUUCCUCCAUCCAGAAUGUUGAAUAGGUGACAUGACAAAAUAUUUUAAAAAACUGCAAAAUUUAAAAAUAAUAAAAAAAAAAAAAAUUAAAAAAAAAAAGGAUUCAGGAGCCGUAGCUUGGUAUGAGGCCCUCGAUGUUACCGUUUUUUCCCUGCGUUGUAAUGAUAUAAUAUUGGGCUGCGCUUUCUCCCCCAGCCUUCACAUGGAUGCUGGAGUUUUUUUGCAUGAUCAUGAUGUACAAUGAAAUACAACCAUGAAUUGACGACUAUCAAGUGUUUGUCUGAGUGUUAGUUGGUCUUCAUCAUAGCUUUGUUAUUCUUCAAACUUGGAUCUUGAAAGUAUUUAAUAAAAAUACUAUUUCAGCACUG